UUUUUUUUUUUUUGUUUGGAUUGAAAUUGUUUGUAAAUUGAACAGAAAAAAACAAUGUUCAUGUACCGUGAAAAUCCGCGAUACAUCCCUUGUCAAACAAUUCCCUAAAAUCAAAGCCGUCGCGGUGUCCGAACCCUACCUUCGCACGCGCACCAAAAACGUCUAGAGAGAGAGAGAGAUGGCGAAAUUUUCGCUGGAUAGAGAUGAAGACGGUGAAGGCCCAAGUAGCCCGGAGCCGAAGCGACUCAGAAUCUCUGUCCAAAGCGACGUCGCAGGUCGAGACAACCAAGAACAAUACGAAGAGGAAGAAGGUAAGGAAUCUGACGAAGAUGAAGGAGAAGAUGAAAUUUACGAAGAAGAAGAUAGUGAAGAAGAUGCUUCUGAAGAAGUAGAAGAAGAAGAAAUUUCUGAAGAAGAAGCCCAACGGUGGCAAGAAGAAGACUCUUCCGUGUCUGUGGGACCCAGAUCCAAUGGUGGCGGCCAAUUGUGUCGUGAUGGAUCCAUUACCGUAACCCUUACCGACCCGGAAGUUUUGGAUUGCACUAUUUGCUUCGAACCUUUGUCCUGUCCCGUCUUCCAGUGCGAGAAUGGGCAUAUAGCUUGCUCUUCCUGCUGCAUCAGACUUUUGAAUAAAUGCCCCUCAUGCUCUUGGCCUAUUGGCUACAACCGAUGCCGAUCCAUUGAGAAGGUUCUAGAAGCAGUUAAAAUUUCAUGCCCAAACACUGGAUGCAAAGAAGCAGUUAGUUACAGCAAGAAAAAUGAACAUGGGAAGACAUGCAUGUAUGCACCUUGUUCAUGCCCCCUUUCAAAUUGCAACUUUAUUGACUCAUACAAGCAGUUAUACCUACACUUCAGCAGGAAACAUCCAAGCUCUGCAGUAGGCUUCCUCUAUGACUGCAUGUUCUCUAUUUCGUUAAAUGUCGAUGAAAAAUUUAUUGUCCUUCGAGAACAGUAUGACGGGGUUUUAUUUGUCCUCAACAAUAGCAUUGAGCUUCUGGGGAAUAUAUUGGCAAUUAGUUGUAUUGGGCCCUGCUCAUCAACAAGAGGGUUCGUUUACACUCUUCUGGCUAGAGCGCAUGGAGACAUCCUCCGAUUACAAUCUUCGACAAAGUACAUUCAACAGCGGGUGGAUGAUCCUCCCUCGACGUGUUUCAUUCUAAUUCCAUCUGAUUUUUUUGUUUCUGGCCAGCUCAAGUUGGACGUCCGCAUCCAACAAAAUAACGCUGCUGCUGCUGCUGCUGCUGCUUCUACAUGCGACCAGAGAAGAAUUGGUGCUAUUUAAAGUUUUAUCAUUUAUUUUAUAUAUUGUUUUAGGGAGCAACUUUUAAGUUUUAUUUUUCUUUAACUGUUACAUCUAAAGUUAAGUUCCGCUAUUUCUUUCUAUAAAAUAUGUAGUUUUACCUCAA
This is a messenger RNA of Carya illinoinensis, 1406 nucleotides long. Its product is annotated as E3 ubiquitin-protein ligase SINA-like 10. The coding region runs from base 179 to 1282 and encodes 367 amino acids. The record is from RefSeq and is a predicted model, not a curated record. The transcript has 2 exons. Lineage: Eukaryota; Viridiplantae; Streptophyta; Magnoliopsida; Fagales; Juglandaceae. Gene Ontology annotation, molecular function: zinc ion binding.